AAUUUAGGUCUUGGAAGACCGCUAGGUCAUUGUGGAUCUUCACUUCUUGCAGCGUCAUCGAUUCUUCCGCGUGGAUGAACUACUGCUUUCCUGGAUCGGCUAGAACUUUUGAUCCAUUGGAUGAGCCACGGAUCGGCUAAGAACUAGCGCUUAAUCGAUUCUCCGCGUGGAUGAGCUUCUCCUCGGCUAGAAAUCACAAAUUGUUUCUUGCGGGAGGUUCACAUCCAAAGUUUUCCAUCGCGGCCACGAAAACUAUCACCGCCUCGUCCACAGCGGCAUUGCUUGCUGCUCUAAAGGCUUGUAGCGGCCGGGCAACGAAAGAAGAUGCCACAGAAGUUAAUGGAAGGCUUGUCAAGGCCAAGUCUCUGCAAGAAGCUUGGUGGACAUGUACGCGAAGUGUGGAAGCCUGGAAAAGGCUCGCAACGUUUUCGAGGCGAUGCCUUGGCAGAACGUUGUGUCAUGGAACGCGCUGAUGCUCGGGUAUGCUGAGAAUGGGGAAGAGGAGGCAUGUGUGAACUUACUUUCGUGUUUAGUGCCGAGGCUUCGAUCACCGAGAACUUACGCGAUUGCUCUCAAGGCUUGCAACAAAUUAGCAGCAAAGGAAGAAGGCCAGAGCUAUGGUGAACAGGAGCUUGUCAAAAUCAAGAGCCUGGAGACGGCUUGAUUGAUAUGUAUGCCAAGUGUCGGAGCUUGCGGGAUGCUCGCAAAGUUUUUGAUACGAUUCCUUGCUACGACGUGGUGUGUUGGAACUCGCUCAUGUCGGGCUACAUUGAAAACGAGCUUGCGCUGGUCUGGCAGUGGAAGAAGAAGCUAAGAAAGGCAGUGUGAAGUGGGAAUCGCUUCAAAGAGCUUCAGGUGGUCACCAGCAUUAUAACUAUGUACUCAAAGUGUGGAUCCAUGGUGGAGGCUCGUAGAGUAUUUGAUGGUCUCGAGCGAAACACUCACGAUGCGGUUUCAUGGACAGCGCUUAUGUUUGGGUACGUCGAGAACAAGCAGGAACUCCAGGCUUUGGAACUUUUCGUAAGCAUGGCCAAAGUUUGUCGACCAAACGCGCGGGCGUUUGUGGUUGCACUCAAGGCUUGCACUCGAGUAGCUGCGAACGAAGGUGGCAAGGUCGUUGCUGGGGACACGAUUGUGAAGGUCAGAGCUUUGGAAAAUGGGAUGGAGAUACACCGCAGAGCUGCAACCGAUGGAUUCGACAAGAACACCAUUGUCUCCAACGCGGUGGUGGAAAUGUACGCACAGUGUGGGAGCCUAGUCGAUGCUCGGGCAGUCCUGGACAGGAUGGUGGAACACGACGAGGCGUCCUGGAAUGCCUUGCUUCUCGGCUACUCUCAAAGCGGCGAGCAGGAACUGGCUCUGGAGCUCUUUGAGCUGCUGAGCUCUUCGGGAAGAAGCGGCGGCCGUCCGGCUUACGCUGCUGCACUGAAGUGCUGCGCUGAACUGGCCGCUAAGGAAGAUGGCAGGACGGUCGACGGGAAGCUCGUCAAGCUCGGCUCUCUGGGGAAAGUUAUGAGGAUCCACUCGCAGGCUGUGAAGAUCGAGCUCGACUCGGACAGGUUUCUAGCCAGCGCGCUGGUUGAUACGUAUGCCAAGUGUGGGAGCGUGCUGGACGCUCGAAGAGUUUUCGACAGCAUGGUGCUCGAGGGCCAGGACGACUUGGUUUUGUGGACUUCGAUCAUGCUGGCUCACGCCGACAACGGUGAAGGGAGAGUGACUUUGGAGCUCUUCUCGCGGAUCAAAAGCCAGCCUUGGUGGUCGCCGCGGGAUCCUCAGACAAUGGUCGCGGCGCUCAAAGCUUCCGGGAGCAGUGAAGUGGCGUCGCUGGAGAGCGCUCGGCGGAUCCAUGCGGAAGCUUGCCGGCACGGCCUGAUCGAGCGCGACGAAGCUCUGGCGAGCUGCCUGGUGGACGCGUAUGGAAGGCUCGGAAGAUCCGGCGACUCCCAGCAGGUAUUCGACUCCAUUCCCGUGAAAGAUCCACUGACUUGGACGGCGCUGGUGGCCGGUUACAGCCGCGUGGGAGAUCCGGAGCUCGUCUUUCGCUGGUUUCGCAAGAUGGUCGACGAGAAGAUCAUCCCGGACGCCAUCGCUUGCGUGUGCGUGCUCGCGGCUUGCAGCCACGCCGGCCUCGUCGACAGAGGCCGGGAGUUUGUACGCGAGAUGGAGGCGAAGUUUGGGAUCAAGCCCGACAUCCGGCACUACUCGUGCGUGAUCGACAUGCUGGGGCGAGCAAACCGGCUGGAAGAAGGUCUGGCGAUGGCGGAGACGAUGCCGGUGGAUCCAAAUGCGGUGACUUGGACGACGCUGCUGGGCGCUUGCGCCAAGUGGAAGAACGCGACGCUGGGGAAGAUCGCGUUUGAGAGAUCCAGGCAAACGCAUCCCUCAAACUUCCAGUUGAUGGCAAACAUCUACGCUUAGGAAACUCAAGAGCCCUAAUUUUCUGACAAUAUAAAGGUUCUUGUUUAAA
Messenger RNA from Selaginella moellendorffii, 2467 nucleotides. RefSeq names its product putative pentatricopeptide repeat-containing protein At5g09950. The record is from RefSeq and is a predicted model, not a curated record. Lineage: Eukaryota; Viridiplantae; Streptophyta; Lycopodiopsida; Selaginellales; Selaginellaceae. Gene Ontology annotation, molecular function: protein binding; RNA binding. Gene Ontology annotation, biological process: RNA modification. Bases 877 to 2418 code for a protein of 513 amino acids. The transcript has 6 exons.